CAUAAUUGAUUUAUACUACAUUUCCCAGAAUCCUCUGACACGUGACGUCACCAGCAAAUGCGCAGUAGAAUAAUUGUGUGUUUAGCUUGUCUCUGGCUGCAGUCGAUUUGAAUAAUGUCGUGUCCUGUAAUGCAUUCAGCUGAGAUGAACCCAGCCAUCCUGCCUCUCGACUGGCUAAUGGGUACCUGGCAGUCUGAUGAACCAGGAGAGGGAUGCUUUCCCACCAUCAAACCCUUCCGCUACUCUGAGAUGCUUAAUUUCAGCCAUGUUGGACAGCCAGUCAUCAAUUUCAUGUUCAAUGCCUUCCAUGCAGACUCCAAAAAGCCACUGCACAGAGAGUGUGGCUUCAUAAGAAUGCAGCCGGGGACCAACAAAGUGGCUUUUAUCGUGGCGCAGAACUCAGGUCUGGUAGACAUUGAAGAGGGUGAGCUGACAGGCCAGCAGCUGAACCUGCGUAGCCACUCUGUCGCCAGAAUCUCCUUCGCCAAGGAGCCGCAUGUACAGGAGAUUUCAAGAGUGUUUCAGCUCAAGUCAGACGGGAGACUAGAACAGAGGGUUUCCAUGGCAACAGACAACCAGCCACUGAUGGAACACUUGCGCAUCACCUACGCCCGGGUGUCUUGAGGCAAAAUGGAAUGGCGGUCAGCUCAUUGACGUAUUACAAUAGACACCCAUGACUCUUGUUGCUAAAUAGGGAUCAGAUCACAACAGAAAGUUUCUUAUUUUUACUCUUUUUGUCAUAAUAAUCAUUAAACUGCUCAGUGUGAUUGGAGAUGUGCAUGCUUACUGUAAAGCUUAGAAGCCUCUGAUGAAUUUGUCAAAUUCCAUAUAAAUGUCUAAUGUUAAAUUGUAAUUUUGUUGGUGUAUAUGUUUCAAUAACGGUAUGUUUUUUUUAAUUGACAUGACAUACUAAAUUAGGUCUGAUCCAUCAAAACAUCUGAUUUCACAUAUUUUUGUUUUAACUCCACCACCUCCAAUGAGUGGUUUCAUUUGUUUAACACAAUAUACUAUGUACAUAUAUAUGGCUGUGUAGCACCCACUCCCUCCCCUCUGUUGCAAGUGUUGUUGAUUCUAUGUAACUGGUCUAUGUGUGCUAUGGCUAUGAGGUUUUUUUCCCUUGACCUCAGUCAGUACCCCCUCCCUGGAGUCCAGCAUUUGACUGAUAAUUUUAUACUCUCCCCCCCUCCCCAACAUUUACUUGUUUCUCACCUUUUUUUUUGUAAGGGGCAUCGGAAGUUGGCAGACCCGUCAGCAAUCCUUUUUCUGUGUCCCUGUAAUGUUUGUCUGUUCUUGAAUGGGGUUGUGCUGGAAAUGUAAUUUUCCUUCUGGGAUUAAUAAACUACUACUGAAUCUGAA
This is a messenger RNA of Nerophis ophidion (straightnose pipefish), 1356 nucleotides long. RefSeq names its product THAP domain containing 4 (gene thap4). Lineage: Eukaryota; Metazoa; Chordata; Actinopteri; Syngnathiformes; Syngnathidae. Bases 115 to 624 code for a protein of 169 amino acids. The record is from RefSeq and is a predicted model, not a curated record. The transcript is spliced from 5 exons.